Molecule: messenger RNA, 678 nt
Organism: Zerene cesonia (dogface butterfly)
Lineage: Eukaryota; Metazoa; Arthropoda; Insecta; Lepidoptera; Pieridae
Exons: 4
Coding region: 164-607 (147 amino acids)
Source: RefSeq, a predicted model, not a curated record
GCAGAAAAGCCGCAUUUUCAAAUUAAGUCGGAUUGUGAGUGUUACCACUUGUUUUAGUCUCGUGUAUUUAAUUAUUUAUAAAAUGGGAGUUAAGUAAGUUAAAUGUAUCUUAUAACAUUUGUGGAAACAAUUAUUAAAACUUCUCAGAGAAGAAAUUCUUACAAUGAGGCUAAUUAUUCUUCUUGGUCUUCUGAUUGGCGUCCUGUAUUGCAUACAUAUCCUCGUGAAGGACUACCAAGCCAUAUCUGCUGCCAGGGUCUUUCGGCUGAUAUUCAAACGGGACCUGAACUCUGUGAGACAUAAAAUAAACGUUCGGUGGGGAAGAAUACUCCACUACGAUACAAUUCAAUGUACUCGGUACAUUUUCUGCGAUCUUGGAAUGCGUCCGCCGAACAGCCAACUGCGAGAGGAUUUCAUACAAAUGCUUACACUUGAACCAAAAGAGGAAGACGUAGCUGCGUUGGACAUUUUCAAGAACGCUUACCACGAUGGAAAGCUGGCGGGCGAAACAAAAAAGGCGGAUCGGUGCAGAACUAAAUAUCCUAUGUGCCCGUUUAAGAUCGAAUUUUUGUAUGAAGUUAUCCAAUAUUUAGUACAGUUUCAUUAGAUCCUUUUAGUUAAUAAAAAGAUGCCAAAUAUCUCUGCCAUAAAGUUGAUAAUGAAAUGUUAAUAUUUUCA